GCCGCCUCGAUCUAUCAUGUUGGACGAGCGGCACCCUGGCGAGUACGUGUGCAUCAUCACUGCAGACAGUUGGACAUGUGAAGGCGAUGUUGGUGUGCACUUCACGAAACCCUUCUUUGCCAAGUGGCAUCAAGUCAAAGCCAUUGACUCGGACGUCAUACGGCUUCGAAUCGCGGCGUCUGCCGCUUGCUGUGGAUGGCCCAGCCUCCAAGUGGGCCAUGUCCUUGUGGCUGUGAAUGGCGUAUGGAUUGGCCACUUGACAUCUAGUCAGCUGAAGCUCCAUUUUAAACAGGUGUGUCCUUUGAUCACCUUCAAUAUAACAACCUCGGCUAGUUGGCGCCGCCGAUCUGCCUGACAUUUCGCGACGAAUGUCGGGCGCAGUUAGAGGUGUCCCUACUGCGCAACGUGUCGGACACGGUAAAAAUGCCGUUUCCGUCUUUGGACAGCAUUGAACGCCAGCUCCAACUCGUCCAAAGCCACAUCUUUGCCAAUGAAUUGGAUCAAGCGCUUGCAGUCGUGGCGGCGUUGCCACCCGGUUGCCAUUUCCACGUGGUUCUCUUCAGGGCCGAGAUUCAAUGCAUUCGGGCCUUGCUAGCCGGCGACAACGUUUCCAAAGACAAAGCUGUGGCGGAUACCGCCGACGCCGUGGCCGUGCUCGGCAAGUUCACCGACCUGCCUCAGCUAUCCCCCACCAACAAAUUGCUGGCGGACGUAGCACUUGCCGAAGCGUUUGCGUUCUUCAGCAUGGCCCAGGUCCUGGCACACCGGUCCCAUGCGGGCAUUGCUGCCUCGUUGCGUCGCUGCCAUCAGCUGUACAGUCAAAUACACUCGACACUUGCAACUACAUCUUCGUCGCUGGAUGAGAAUGCUGUGCCACCCCUGGUGCGGCAAGACGUCGUCGGACGUGCGCAGUUGGGCGUGGGGGCAUUUGCAAUGUGCACGGGCGGCGUGGUCCCGACCGAGUACCACUGGAUUCUCCAGCUAUGGCAACAGAACAGUCUAGAGGAUGGCGUCCGCCUCGUGCACACGAGCUGGCUAUCCGAAACUUCGCGGUCUCACUGGGCAGGGUUGAUGCUCAUGAACGCCACGCCCAUGCUGUUGCAGCAUUGGGUCGCUGGCCACAAGGCCAAGCGGCAGCAAGCGAACAACCUCCAUACCCCUACGACCACUACCACCCUCCCCCCCACAAGUGUUGCAAACAUGUCGGCCUACGAUCGCCAUCAUGUGGCUACGCCCGAAGACUCGGACGAGCCGUCGACGGACGACAGCAGUAGCAAGGACGACUCGCCAGCCAACCACAGUGUCAGCCAUGGGUUUUUGUUGCAGUCGUCGUGCCUGCUGCGUGUCGCCGCGGGCUGCCUGGAAGCACAUCCGCACUGGGCGCCGUUUCUGUGGAGCCGCAGUGUGCAUAUUCAACAUACCAAUCCCGUGGAUGCGUUGGCGCUCGCACAGGAAGCCGCCACGUCAUGCAAGGGUACGUAUCCGUACAUGUUGCAAGUCCACAUUGGCCGGUUGCAGUUCAAGCUGCAUCGCAUGGACGACGCCGCCGACACGUUCCAGCAAGUGCUGGCUAUGAGCGUCAAGACGCCCGCCGCCGCCGCACCCAUCGACGUCCACCAAACCACCUGUGCGUACUUGGCAGGCGCGUUGUGUUGCGAGUCACACGUGAACCUUCGCUUUGUGCGAUCCCUGCUCGCCCAAACAUCCCGGCUAUGCUCGUCCAAGGCGUCGGUGGACAUGCUGCUGUUGGUCCAUCGAGCCAGGUAUUACCACGCGCUGGCAUCGGACGUACACGUGCGGCUGCUCACGUACGACCUGCUGUACAUGUGCUUCUCGGACAACUCGCACAUACAUCGCCACCGCAAACAGGACGCUCUCCAUCACGACGAUGACUCAUCCGGGCAACACGAGGUCGCGCUGGCCAACUUGGAUGGGCUCAUGGCCAGCCAAUUCCCGCACACUGACGGCGUGUUGCCCCCGUGGCUGGCUCGUUUGUCGUCCUCGGAGGAAUCGUCUUCUUGUUUUCCGUACAUAGUGGGCGACAAUCCCGUGACGAUGCAGUUUGCACUCGACUGGCUCACCCUUCGAGGCCUCGUCCUGCUGUACCUGGACGUGGCGGCGGCCAAGCUUCAUUUCAAGCGGGUGCUGGCUCUCACCACCGUCGCAGGUGCCUCACGGUCGUUUGGCGUGCCCGUGGCGUCGUUUCACUUGGCUCGGGAACUCGCCCCCGACGACCCCGGCGCCGCUAUCGCCUUACUCGACCACGCAGGACAGUGGGGCAAAACCUCCAACGCGAGCGAUGCCGUCGGCUACACCACUCGCCUCAACGUGCUGCGGUCGCUGUUACAGCAGCAACCCCCCCAGCCAACAUAAGUCCCCCCACCACCAACAACCCCC
This is a messenger RNA of Aphanomyces astaci, 2397 nucleotides long. RefSeq lists its product as hypothetical. The transcript has 3 exons. Lineage: Eukaryota; Oomycota; Saprolegniomycetes; Saprolegniales; Verrucalvaceae. The coding region runs from base 424 to 2373 and encodes 649 amino acids. The record is from RefSeq and is a predicted model, not a curated record.